Cherax quadricarinatus is the source of this 1746-nucleotide messenger RNA. The record is from RefSeq and is a predicted model, not a curated record. NCBI's taxonomy places the organism in Eukaryota, Metazoa, Arthropoda, Malacostraca, Decapoda, Parastacidae.
UGUGUGUUCACGUGCUGUGGGGGCGUGCAGAGGGCGUGUGAGUGUGCGUGGGCGUGUGUGGGUGGGCUGUGGGCGCCCACACAACCCCCACCCAUACACUCAGACGCCCAAUCCCUCAGGAAAUAAGCACAAGAGCCCAUCAGAGGCGCAGAAGAAACGAGCAUCUGAUCUCCUGCUUGUGUUUGUAACAGAGGAACAUGUGAGUGAACUCACCGUUGAACAUGGUCAGAAGAUGGGGGUUCAACGGACGCAGCGUGGGGUAGGAGGCUUCCGACCCAUGGUCAACUGGAGAGAGAUCUCCGUCAGGAGGAAGAAUGUUGCUAACAAGCAGGUGUUGGUGUGUGUUACUGGCUCAGGCAUCGUUAUCGUCAUCCUGGGAGUAGUCUUCACUAUACUAGGCUUCCUAGUCAUCUCCAGUGAGUGUCCGUUCAUGUGGGAGGAGGGCCCAGGAGCUUGUUACUACCUGGCCAGACACAAUGCCAGCUGGAGCAGUGGGAAGCACUACUGUCACUCUCAGAGUGCCACACUUCUACACCUGCACUCUGACACCCAGAGUGACCUUAUUAGAGGGGUGAUGCUGGGUCCCAGCUGGCUCGGUCUGCAUCGUGGACAAGGUCAACAAGAGUGGCUCUGGCUCUCUGGUGCCAAGUUUAACUACACUAGGUGGCACGAUCCUGCCUCACUACCAGACGAUACCAGCACCAGCUACUGUGCUGUGGUUGGUGGCGGUAUCGUCAAUUAUGGUUUCGGUCACAGUGAGAUCGACAGAACAGCGGAGUGUCCGCCAGCGGAGGUCCGCAUCUUGGCCAGCGACUCCGGCCCAUCACACGAUUCCGGCCCCUCGGCAUCAGCUGCGUCCAAGGAUUCCUGGGUUCGGAAAGUGGAGUCCCAUCGGGACCUGGAGAGUGCGAGCGCUCCUGUUGUGCACGUAGCUCCCGUUGACAUGCCACCCACGCCUUCCCUCACCAUUGCACCAACAGAGGACAGAUCUCGCUCACAGGAACAGCUGGAACUGCUCCUCUCACCCAAGACACUCGUGUGACGGCUUCACUGGACAUAUCGAUCUCGAUUCUUACGGACAGUAAAUUCAGUAACCAGAAUGUGAGAACAAUCAAGUAUGACUUUCAAAAGAGGGUUAAAAGUAUGAUAUAAUUGUGCCUUUAUAACAGCUGCGAGUUGGGUAAAGCAACCAUUAAGUGGAAUAGGCUUGUUAAAGUUAACAUAACUACGACCAGGUCCUCUAACCUGGCCCCACAACACCUGCUGCACCAUCCAGCUCUUAUCAACACAAACACAGAUCACUGGUGACGACAUGAGAGGGAGAUGAGGUGGGAGUGUGUUAGACAAUGAGAGGGACAGCAACACGUGUAUUACAACUGUGAUAUAUAGUAUUGCAAUGACGAUGAACAUUUCUACAUCUUUGAUUAUAUAUAAAAUUUGUAAUUAUAACCAAAAAUUAAACUCAAAUUUUUGUGAUUAUAUAGUACAGUAAAUUCUCACUUAACGUCGUUUCGUUAUAACAUCGACGAGAAAAAAAUUUCCCGGCCGGGGCCAAUGCGUGUGGAGUUCUCAUGUUCGUUGUUGAUCUGCAUGGUGGUAGGUGGCGCUCCUUGCAAUUUUCACUUUGCAAACAUAUAUUCCUUGAUUUAACCCCCAUUGCAAUGAGUGUUAUAGGUGCACUGUGCACCACUGAUGUUUAUUUCAAUUAGCUUACGGUAAAAUUGGUUUCAUUAUUCGUCGAGUCCC